Cuculus canorus (common cuckoo) is the source of this 2465-nucleotide messenger RNA. RefSeq names its product cyclin Pas1/PHO80 domain containing 1 (gene CNPPD1). Gene Ontology annotation, cellular component: nucleus; cyclin-dependent protein kinase holoenzyme complex. The coding region runs from base 275 to 1591 and encodes 438 amino acids. The transcript is spliced from 8 exons. The record is from RefSeq and is a predicted model, not a curated record. Gene Ontology annotation, biological process: regulation of cyclin-dependent protein serine/threonine kinase activity. Lineage: Eukaryota; Metazoa; Chordata; Aves; Cuculiformes; Cuculidae. Gene Ontology annotation, molecular function: protein kinase binding; cyclin-dependent protein serine/threonine kinase regulator activity.
GCCGGAAGCAGGACGCGCGCGAGGUUGUGCCUCUCCCGCCGCCGCACCGGAAGAGGGAGGUGCGCGCGGCGCCACGCCCCUCCCCGUACCGGAAGGGGAAGGCGCGCGGCAAAGGUGCGGCCCGGCAGCGGCUCCGUGGGUUCAGCUCCGGUCCCCAGUUUCCGGCUCGACGCCUUUCGGAGCGGGCCCGGCGGCCAGUGGUGGGGAGCCGGCCUCGGAGCCGCCUCGGCAGCACCGGAGGGGACCCGGCGUCGCCGCCCCGCAGGCGGGCGGGAUGGAGCUGGACGAGCUGCUGCUGGAUGAGGAAGGCGCCUUCUCCCUCAGCGGCUUCCAGGAGUUUACGUUCCUGCCUAGGCACCAGCAGCUGAGCGAGAGAGUGCGGAAGCGGCUUUAUUAUGGCUGGGACAAAGACUGCAGCCUGGAUAAUCUUUCAAGCCCCGUGGCAGAUAUUGCUGUGGAGUUGUUGCAGAAAGUGGCUCCCAGCCCUAUUCGCAGACUCCAGAAGAAAUAUGUAUCUCACGUAUCUCGGGAAGCUUGCAUCUCGCCCUGCUCCAUGAUGCUGGCACUGGUUUACAUUGAGAGACUUCGGCACCGGAACCCUGAAUACCUUCAGCAGAUCUCAUCUUCAGACCUCUUCCUGAUCUCUAUGAUGGUUGCUAGUAAGUACCUGUAUGAUGAGGGUGAGGAGGAGGAGGUGUUCAACGAUGAGUGGGCCGCAGCAGGAAAGGUAGAAGUCCAGACCAUGAACACACUGGAGAUGAACUUCCUGAGCGCCAUUGACUGGAGCCUCUACACAGACCCCCGGGAGCUGUUUGAAGUGCUGAGCUGGCUGGAAGGACGUGUGGCAGAAAAGCAGGGCAUGUGGCGUGGCUGGUUCACCUACACGGAUUUGUGUGUCCUCAUGGAGCAGUCCAUGUGGCAGCACGUGCUGGGCCAAUUCUACCAACAAGUGGUGAAGCUGGCCUGCCUCCUGGGUGUUGUGUACCUGACGAGCUUUGCUGCUGUCUUCGCCUCCGUCGCCGUGGUGCACCGAUCUGUGUGCAUGAGGAGUGCCAGCCCUGCAGCCCCUCGGCCCGUGCUUUUCCCUGGGGAGGGCAGCUGCCAGCUGCAUGCUCAGACAGCCCCAGCCCCUGACCAGCCCCAGCCCGAGCUGCCUGAUGUCUCCGCAGCCAGCAGUACCCGUUGCCUGCGGGAGAACGAAACGACCGAGGAGCCACAUCGUGGGGGUGUCACGGCCACUGCGCUCUACCUGUGGGGCAGUGUGAUGACAGCUCUGUCCUACCCAAAGGCACCUGAUCUAGCCCAACACAGGAGCCCCCUGCAAGGCCCCUUCCGGAAAGUACCCAGUGCCUGUGAGAGAUCCAACCGAACCACCCCCACUGCCUCCCCCAGCCAGCCUGGCCCCUUCGGACUCGCCAUGCUCUCAGUUCCUCCUGUGCUCCACUGCCAUGCCUGCUCAGCCAGUGCAGGGCCCCCAUGGGAUGCAGCCCCCAACCGCAAGGACUGGCUGGACCCCCUGGGGCUGAGGCAGUGCUCCUUGCACACUGCCUUGGAUCUCGGCAGAAUCAAGAGCUUCAUUUUUCCCAGCUAGAAGCAUGGGGCAGCAGCCCCUUUCACCAUCCCUCCUAGUGUGGCACAACUCACUUCUUUGCACUGCUGCGACCACUGAUCCUUGGGGCUGCACAGAUCUGGAGAUCCCUGUGUUACUUCCAAACCAGCAUUUGUGUCCCACUGCCCAGGGCAGGGCUGUCCUUCACUUUGGGGCUGCUGGGACAUGUUGAGGCAGAGUUGGCUUGCUGUUGGGGUGCUGGGGUGCGAACCUGUUAGCUGAAGGGUAGAAAUGGGGUGCCAUUGGGUUGGCAUGUUAGGGCAAGGGGAGUGUUGUACCUCUUCCUGCAGUGAGUGAGUGGCCCUUGGUGGUGCUGGGCAGAGGUGAUGUGUGGGAUGUAGGAUGCUGGGGCUGUGUGGGCAGGGUAGAGGGGCUGGGGCAGUGACCCCAGUGGAGGGGUGGGGUGCCUGGGCAAGGGGAGAGGAGGUAGAAGUAGGGGGGCACAAGCAGCCCGAGCUCACUGGCCACAGCAAUUCCCCUUGGGAGCUGCUAGGCCACUUCUCAGGAGGCACAAGGGUCACACCAAGAAGAGACCCCAACUUGGCUGCGCCCUGGGGAAAGGUUAGUUCCCUACUGGGCUUUGGAGGUGGUGAAGUGCAAAGACUGAGCUUCCUUAUCUUGCUUGUGUUGGGUGCUUUGAAACUGGGGUGCUCUGUGACUCCAUCCCAAAUCCCAGCUGCCUGUGGCUGUGAGCAAGGAAUGUCUGACUGCUCCAUGGGCAGGUAGACGGUACCUUGUCUUGCUGACCAGCCCGUCUCAUCAUGCCCCUUCUUUUUACUGUGGGUUUUACACCUGUUUUUCACUCUUUUGUAGAUGCAAAUCUCUUCCAAUAAAAGUAGUUCUUGUUGUGCACCUA